Messenger RNA from Asparagus officinalis (garden asparagus), 1216 nucleotides. RefSeq names its product GDSL esterase/lipase At1g71250-like. NCBI's taxonomy places the organism in Eukaryota, Viridiplantae, Streptophyta, Magnoliopsida, Asparagales, Asparagaceae. The record is from RefSeq and is a predicted model, not a curated record. Gene Ontology annotation, molecular function: hydrolase activity, acting on ester bonds.
AUGGUUAGUUAUGGAUAUAGCUAUGAUAUGAAACCUCGCUCAGUUGGAGUACUCAGUGAUCCCCAAGUCCCAGCUUUGUUUGUGUUUGGGGACUCUUUAGCUGAUGAUGGCAACAAUAACUAUAUGAGCUCUAUAGCUAAAGCUAAUUACUACCCUUAUGGUAUUGAUUUCUUUCAAGGACCUACUGGUAGGUUUGGUAAUGGCAAGACUGCAGUAGAUAUAUUAUGUGACUUACUGGGGCUUCCGUACCUUCCACCGUAUACAAGUCCUUUUGCAAAUGGAACGGCAUUGCUUGGUGGUGUCAACUACGCUUCAGCAGCUGGAGGCAUCCUUGAUGAAUCUGGCCAAUACCUUGGAGAAAGGUACAGUCUAAGUCAGCAAGUACUAAACUUCGAGAGCAACCUGAACCAGCUGAGAUCCCUGAUGCCGGCAGGAGACCUGAGCCAACAUCUCGCAAGAUCCAUCGCCGUCUUCGCCAUCGGCGGCAGCAACGACUACAUAAACAACUAUCUCCUACCGUUUCUGUACCCUACGAGAUCCAACUACACCCCGGAGCAGUACGCCAACCUCCUCCUCAACCGUUACGCAAGACAAUUACUGGCACUAUAUGACCUCGGACUGAGGAAGUUCUUCCUGGUUGGGAUCGGUCCUCUCGGCUGCACACCUAAUCAGCGUGCGACCGGGUUGGGCCCACCUGGCCGGUGCGUUGACCAGGUCAACCAGAUGCUUGGCCCCUUCAAUGUUGGGCUCAGAACACUAGCUCAACAAUUGAAUACUAACCACCCGGGAGCAAUCUUCGUCUACGGGAACACUUACGGUGCGCUCGGUGACAUCCUAAACAAUCCAAGUACUUAUGGCUUCACAGUGAUCGACCGCGCAUGCUGUGGGCUGGGGAGGAACCAGGGUCAGAUAACAUGCCUACCGUUCGCUGUUCCCUGCAGCAACCGCGACCAGCACGUCUUUUGGGACGCGUUCCAUCCAACGCAAGCUGUGAACAUGAUCCUGGCUCAGAGAGCAUUUACUGGACCGCCGACCGACUGUUUCCCGAUCAACGUUCAGCAGAUGGCUCAGCUCUAGUUAAGAAUUAUUUGGUUUGAUGAUCUUGUUACCUGGUACAAGAGUUUGAUGGUGAUGCUAUAUGUCGAAGUUUUAGGGUAUUUUAGUCUUUUUUUGGAAAUUGCCAUGUGGGUUAGAGUGUUUUGUUCGAAAAUUUGAA